AUGACAGACGUUAAAUCGGUGAAUAAUGGGUUCAAAAAUGGUGAAAACAUACAAUUUGACUACAAUAAUGCAAAUAUUACUAACCCAGUAGAGCCCAAUGGCCAUGUACUGAGCAAGAAGAAGAAAAAGAAGAAAAAGAAUAAAAAAGUAGACGUUGAAGCUACUUUAAAUAAUCCUCAUGAUGAUUAUCCUACUUCCAGAGUGAUAAAACAAGCCCCUGAUGGUAGUGUUAUAGUAGAAAGUAUAGAGGAAGAAGUUGAACAAAAUCCAGUAACUGAUAUAUGGUUUCAUGAUUUAACUAUUGAUGAACGUAAAGAUUUAUCUAAAUUUUGGGAAAGUCUACCAGGGAAAGAUAAAUCUAAACUUGCCAAAAUAGAGAAAGCUGAAUUAUUAACAAUAUUAAGAGCAGAACCAAAGACCAAACCUCCUCAACCUCAUAGUCAAUUAAAUAAUCUGAAUUGUAAUUGUAGUCAUUGUGGUAGGAAAAGAAAUAUGAUAUUUAAUGAAAUUGAAAGAAUGUAUGAUGAUUAUGAAGAUGAUAUUUAUGAAUUUAUUAAUCAAGUUAUUGAUUUAAAAGAUCUACUGAAGUUACCACAUCAUUUAUUUAAAGAUUUUAAUCAAUUACCUAAAGCCAUGAAACCUAUAAAUCCUCGAGUUCAAUUACCUCCACCAAUUGUCCCCCCAAAUUCAGCAUCAUCCAAUAAUCCUAAUAUUACCAAUGGUUCAUCAAUGGGUUCAUCAAUGGGUUCAUCAAUGUCUAAAUCGAUGGCUCCUCCUUUAUUAUCACAGAUAUCAAGACAAAUCUCCAGUAAUUCAUUGAAUAAACUUCAAAUAGAUCAACUCGAUCAACAACUACAACAUCAUCAUCAACAAGAAAUUAUUAAUGAUAUAAGAAACCAACCUCCAACUGCUCAAGGUAUACUACAAGAAUCAAAACUUUUGGAUCAAAAAAUUGAUUUUGGUAAAUUAGAUUUAGAUAUGUUCAAUAAUCCUUCAAUUGAUAAACAAGAAUUACUUAAUAAAGUAUUUGACCAAAAACUUCAUGAUGCUUUAAGAUCACUUGAUUUAGAGAAAUUUAAAUCUUUAACUAGAGAAAAUCAAGCAAGUGCCAUUGAAGAAGUUGGUGAAUUGAAAGAAUUUAUGAAUUCUUUAAGAACUGCUGAUAAAUCCGAAAUCAAGAAAUCAAUUGAUUUUAUUGAACAUAUGGCAAAAAUGUUUGAUAUAAAUUUACAUGAUCCAAAAGAUGUAGCUAAUGCUGCCAGUAUUUUCAAUCAUCUUGAAGGUGAUAAUCAAAUGAAAAAUGGGUUAAAUAAUUUAACUGAUGAUAUUAUUCAAUCUAAUGGUCAACAUUUCAUUAAAAUGAUGGAAAAUUUAUCAAAAUCAAGAAAUUCAAGAGAAACUUUAUUAGAAAUGACUGAUGAGAAACCUUCAAUUGUUGAAGAAUCACCUGUUUAUGAAGAAUCUGACAAUGAAAAUUAUGAUAUUGAAGAAUAUAAUUCUGAAGAUGAACUUGUAGAUGAAGGUGAAUUAAUAGAUGGUGAAGAUUUCGAAAAUCAUUAUCAUAGUCAUUACCAUGAUUCCGAAAAUGAUUAUGAAGAUGAUGAAGAAGAUGAAGAUGAAGAGGAUGAUGAUGAUUAUGAAGAUUAUGAGAAUGUUGGUCAUGAAUAUAUUAAAGAAAAUGAAAUCAGUGAAGAAGAUAAAUUGAAAGAAUUACGUCAACUUUUCUUAAUGCAAGUUAUGAGAGUAUUCCGUCAAAGAUUGAAAAGUGCUUAUAAAGAGAAAUUAUCUCAAGAUAGAACUCAAAGAUUAAUUGAAGAAUUAGAAGCUGAAGAGAAUGCUAAGAAGCAAAAAGAAGUAAAGAAAUUGAAACAGAAAGAAAAAGCAAAGGAGAAGAAGAAAGCUCAACAAUUAGCAAGAGAAGAAGAGAAGAAGAGGAAAGAAGAGGAAGAAAAAGCUAGAAAAGAAGAAGAAAAACGUAAAACUGAGAAAUUACAAGCUGAACAAAGGAAACGUAAUGAAGAAUAUCAACGUAAGAAGGAAGAAGAGAAAUUAAGAAUCAUUGAAGAACAGAAAAGAAAGAUGGAAUUGAAGAAAGCUGAAGAAUUGAAGAAAAAGCAAGCUGAAGAACAAAGAAAAGCUGAACAAUUGAAGAAAGCUGAACAAAAGAAACUCGAAGAUGAAAGGAAAGCUGAAUUAAUGAAAGUUGAACAAAAGAAAGCUGAAGAAGAAAAACAAAAAUUAUUGGAACGUCAAAAAGAAGAAUUAAAAAUUAAAGAAUUUGAAGCUCAAGCCAAACAGAAAGAACUUGAGAAUGAAAGGUUACUUAAGGAAAAAUUAGAAAAAGAACGUGAAAUCGCUGAAGCGGAAGCUUUAUUGAAAGAACAAGAAGCUGCUGCAGCUAGAUUCAAAGAAGAAUCAUCUAAUGAUGCUGUUCCUUUAAAUAACCCAUUGUACAAUAUUUCCGGUAACAAUACUUCCAAUUCGACCCCUAAAUUGGAUAAUAGUCAUUGGCCAAGUUCUCCUUUCAAUCAACCACAAAACCAAAAUUUCAGACCUUUUAAUAAUGGUUUUUCAUUCAAUGACCCAUUCAAUACCACUGGUGGUUUGUCAUAUGGUGUUACUAAUGGUUUGAGUGGUUCUUUGAAUCAACCAUCAGUCAAUGGUUCUUUGAGCGGAUCUAUGAAUGGUUCUAUGAACGGUUCUUUGAAUAACGGUUCCUUGAACAACAAUUCUUUGAACAACAAUUCUUUGAACAACAAUUCUUUGAAUGGAACUUCAAUGAGUGGUCCUUCCAUUGGUGGCUCUUUGAGUGGUCCUUCUAAUACUUUGAACAAUGGUUUGAAUAACGGGUUGAAUGGGUCAAAUGGAAACGGAAAUGUAAAUGGUGAGUUAAAUAACAUGUUGAACAAUAACAUGAUGUCCAAUGUUCCUCCAGGUUUGAGUCCAUCAUUACAAAGAUUAUCCACCACUUCCCUCAAUACCUGGAGUGAAACCCCCAAUCUUAUGAAACUCAAUUCCAACUUUUCAUCAUUUUCAGGAUCUUAUAACAAUUAUGGAUCAAUGAUUUGGAAUGAUCAAAAUCAACCUGAUCAAUCUAAUCUUUCACAAAACUUAUCUCAAACCAACCUUUCCCAGAAUCUCACUCAACCUAACAUGCCAUCCAAUCUUUCCCAAAAUCUUUCCCAAAACCUUCCACAAAAUCUUCCACAAAACCUUCAAACCCUUCCACAAACCCUUCCUCAGCAAUUACCCAAUCAACCACCUGACCAAAUAGUCCUCAAUGCUGUUUACAAAGCUUAUCAUACUUUAGCCAAUGCCAAUCAAAUCUGGAAUGGAUAUGCUAAAAUAUCCACUUUAUAUCAAGCAACCAUCAACAUUCUUCCUCAAUACCAACUUGAUUAUUCUCAUUUCAUUACCAUCAUCUCCAAUCAAUUAGCUAUUUCCAAUUAUAAGUUUGAAUUCCUUUAUGAUAACUAUCAAAUCAGUCACAUCAAGAUUGGAUCAGAUCAAAUAUCACCAAUGUUAAAUAAUCGCUUCAAUCAAUUCCCUGUGAACCUCAGUAAUGAUAUGAUUAACUUUAACCAUCAGUUAUGA
This is a messenger RNA of Yamadazyma jaroonii, 3594 nucleotides long. The record is from the annotation of a GenBank genome assembly. Lineage: Eukaryota; Fungi; Ascomycota; Pichiomycetes; Serinales; Debaryomycetaceae.